Molecule: messenger RNA, 993 nt
Organism: Aricia agestis (brown argus)
Lineage: Eukaryota; Metazoa; Arthropoda; Insecta; Lepidoptera; Lycaenidae
Product: plasminogen receptor (KT)
Exons: 4
Coding region: 270-731 (153 amino acids)
Biological process (GO): positive regulation of plasminogen activation
Cellular component (GO): plasma membrane
Source: RefSeq, a predicted model, not a curated record
AUCAAAACGCUCAAAAUAGGAGGAUAGGAACGCUGGGAAUAUUUUUAAACAAUAUUUUAACAAUUCGUUUUUCUAAUAAAGUCAAGGUUUUUGUUGUCACGUCACCCAUUGCAUCAUUAUGCCUUCAACUCUAAACUAAAUUAUUUAUUAUUGUGACUUAAUAAUUUUAUUAUACCACCUUCAUCUAUAUUGGAUCUACUCCUGUUGGUUUAAUAAAUAGUGAUUCAUUGCUUCAUUGACGCAAGAAUUCAAAAUAGAUAAGAAACAAAAUGGGAAGCUAUCUGUCGAUUAAUUUGGAACAACAAUAUAAGAAAAAUGAAAAAUUUAUACAAACAUUAAAUGAAACUAUGAUGGAAAGACAGAUACAGAUGCAGAAUCAAAUGGCUAUGAGACAGAGGGCAAUGGCUAUAGCUAUGAACAGAGAUUUCUUUCUCUUCUUUGGUACAUUCUCAGCAGUAGCUGCCACUGCCUUGAUAGCAGGGUUUAGGAAAUCUAGGAAACCAGCAUUUCUGGGCCCCCUUUUACCAUUGACUUUUGCAAAUUUGUACUACUAUGACAUGGCCUAUGGAAGUAAAUUGCAUAGAGUGAGAUUGGAAGCUGAGUAUAUCAUGAACUAUCAUCCAGACUUAUUGACUGUGCCAUGUGGUCUUCCGUCCCCCUCGUCUAUUGAUCAGGGUAGACUUAAGGAUGAAGAGGAGAAACUGAUCCAUCCUCCGGCUCCACAAGAGUAAUGAAAGGCUGUUUGUCUUAAUCUGUGAUCAAGCAAAAAGCAUGCAUACCUUUUUGAUAAAAGUGUGCAUAGAGAUUUAGGGAUUUAUUAAGGAGAAGAUAAAUAUAUUUAUAGAGAAACUAACUCAUAUUGAAUAAGGGAAGAAUUAUGAUCAAAGUGUUGUAGAGUAAAGAUAGAUAUUAUUAUCAUUUUUAUUGUUUUGUACUAUAUUAACAAAUGUACUUAGGUAUACACUAUACAUUGCUACAUACAUGCUACUUAUA